This is a messenger RNA of Pseudovirgaria hyperparasitica, 1948 nucleotides long. Its product is annotated as Dak phosphatase. The record is from RefSeq and is a predicted model, not a curated record. The transcript is spliced from 3 exons. Bases 139 to 1668 code for a protein of 509 amino acids. Gene Ontology annotation, biological process: glycerol catabolic process. Gene Ontology annotation, molecular function: glycerone kinase activity. Lineage: Eukaryota; Fungi; Ascomycota; Dothideomycetes; Acrospermales; Acrospermaceae. Gene Ontology annotation, cellular component: cytosol.
AUCUCAAGACAAUUGACUCUUUAUCCGAGCCUUCGGAUCGUUUACAGAUUUGAUCGCUACCGGUGUAUCGGUUUAAGGAAUCAACCACCAUUGUCAACGGUAGUACGACUUCAACAAAAUUAAUUAAUAGCGCGCGUCAUGUCAAUUGUUGUCUCUCAAACGCUACCCUGGGACAAAUCCACUCUGCAGCUUGAUCGAGCAGAGAGAUGGAGAACACUUGGUCCCCUCAUUAGACCAUCGAUAUCAGUCGUAAACGUCGGCAAGAGCAGCGUGGCAUUAAUCGACACCACUCACGCGAAGGUCUCGUCGAUACAUGUCGGAGCGAUUGUUGAAGCUAGUAUCUUUACAGACUCUACGUUCACAGAGAAUGACUUAUUCGUUUGUGUGGUCAAAGAGGCUGGCGAUGAGAUUCGAUUGGAGGAGCUAUGUACGGUGAUUGAGAACGCAGUUACCUCUCUGGACAGCCAGUGUUCGAUAGUGCUGCAGAUAGGAGAGAAGAGAUCAGCAGUCCGAACAAUAGGCGGUGUAUUCUUGGUGACUGUGGAGAAGGAGAUCGAGUUUAAACACCUUCUAGCACUACUCAAGUCCUCAAAGAACAGUGAAGAGCUUGCUGUCGACGAACUGGUCUCUAGCUUCCUCAAGACCGCAACGACGAUAGAGGAGAGAGUGCACCCUGAUAAAGUUGCAGGUUUUCCAUCCAUCGUCCACGCCUCGGGGAAAGCUCAGUUCGAGAAUGCAACGAAGGUGUUUGAGAUUGGCGCUCUCCAGCUUCUAAAAGCCACGAAAUCAAUCUCUGGACAAAACACCGUCAGCAUUCAUAUUGCUGACAUCAAUGGUUUGUCGCAACUUGAAAGACAUAUAAUUGCCCACGAAUUAGCCAAGAUCUCGAACUCACUCGACAUUCCAUACCAUAUCACUUUAUCUACUAUCAACUUCAAUGAUCACUCUCCACGUGGAUGGACUAUAUCUGUCUGUCCAGUUCCGCGAGCUAUCCUUACGCCACUCACCCAGCCGUCGAAUCCUCUUCUAGAAGAUUCCCAAUCCAUACAUACUUCUCCGGUAACAGCGAAUUCUGCAAAUAUCGUCUUCGAAGAUGCCCUAGUCCGUCAAAUCCUGACUCAGGGAUGUUCGGCACUCAUUGCAGCAGAGCCCGUUGUGACUGAAUACGACACCAUCGUCGGUGACGGUGACUGUGGUCUCACUCUGAAAUCUGGUGCUGAGAAGGUCCUCUCUUUCAUCGAGGGCAAAGAUCUAUCAAAUCUACCCCAGGUCCUCGGAGCGCUCGUUGACGAUCUGGAGGCAACUAUGGGUGGCACCUCAGGAGCUCUAUAUUGCAUAUUCCUCUCUUCGCUGGCGCAGAACCUGCGAACGGCCAGGACCGUUCCAGACGCUCUCGACCAAGCCCUCAGCCACUUGUUGGACUUUACGAGGGCGAGAAAAGGUGAUCGGACGUGUUUGGAUACAUUGAUACCUUUUGUCGAGAUCCUGAAGACCACAGAAGAUGUGGAGAGAGCCUUGCAAGCCGCACGAAAAGGCAACGAGGAAACGAAAAACAUGCAAGCACGGCUGGGAAGAAGUGCGUAUCUGGACGAUAGCGCAACGAGAGGUGUGCCUGAUCCUGGUGCAUAUGGCCUGCUGGUUUUGUUGGAGGGGUUGGCGAGUAGAUAGUAUUCAAUGCAUGUACAGACUCGUGCUUGAAAACGUCAAUUAUUGGCUUUUUCACUCCGGCCUCCCUUUCUGUAUGUCAGAUGCACGUUCGGAGACAUGGUAGUCUUGACGCGCGUACACCUCGGGCACACAAAAGACUCAGCGCAGUGCCAAAUCUUUGCAAUGUACGAUCGAACGGAUGGAAAAAUGUUUAGUGAGAUGGGGACAAGGUCAUCUGCAAAAAUGUGAGAUUGCCAGGUUGCAUGGGAGUGAAAGCGACGAGAGUCUGGCUAGAGACAAC